Aspergillus wentii DTO 134E9 is the source of this 1827-nucleotide messenger RNA. Its product is annotated as VOC family protein. The transcript has 2 exons. The record is from RefSeq and is a predicted model, not a curated record. Lineage: Eukaryota; Fungi; Ascomycota; Eurotiomycetes; Eurotiales; Aspergillaceae. Bases 1 to 1827 code for a protein of 608 amino acids.
AUGCCUCUGUCCCACCUCACUUUGACCGUUUCGCAUCUCCCCACUUCAACUUCGUUCUUCCUUUCCUGCCUUCAGCCCUUGGGAUAUCAAUUCAUUGGUCGCCAUGAUGACUAUAUCGGGUUUGGUCAAAAGUCUGGGGAGCCAGCGGAUUUUUGGAUAACAGAACAGAAGCCAGGGGUUCCGGCUGGCGCUGCACACGUCGCCUUCCCCGCGCCGUCAAAAGAGGCGGUGGGCAAGUUCUUCAUCCAUGCGUUGAAGUCGGGAGGGAAGAUUCACGGCGAACCCAAGUGUCGCGAUUCUGAGUCCGGCUACUACAGUGCAGCAGUCAUUGAUUUUGAUGGGAACAGCGUCGAGGCGGUAUACCGCCCAGGCAAAGAACGUACCAGGUCAGAAGUCAGUGCACCAGCAAUGGGCAUGCUCGAGAGUGGCUCUGUGGUGUCCAAGGCUAGCUCUAGGGCUAGCUCCAAGGCCAGCUCCGUGAAGUCUGAGAGCAUUGCGCCUCCCAGAUCAGAAGCUAAGUCGUACGUUUCCAAGGCGAGCUCUACCAUGGAACGGCCUAGACUAUCUGAUAGGAGUAUGAGUAUGCCCCUGGAGAGAGCUGCGCCAUCAGGGCGAGGUGCACCCUCCGUCAUUUCCCAGCAAACGCAUCACAUCCAGCAUGCACCAUCUCCGACAUAUGUCGUGCAUCACACAACGCAACAACACACUCAUCAGAAAACCGAGGAUAGCGGCACCACAGCCAAGACCAUUGUCGGGUCUCUCAUCGGUGCUGCAGCAGGUGCAGCUAUUGCAUAUGCAUGGACAAAAGGGGGCGACUCGCAAUCGGAAGCUACGCCCCCUCCGCAGUACUCUCCUGAACAGCAGUGGUCUCCUCGCGACAUCCCGCAGCUGCUGUCUCCCUCCUCGCAGGCCCCCUCGCAAGCCGAGGAGCCGCAGGGGUACAGAGCUAUCGAGGCCCCUCCUCCAAGGAGCUCUUACGCUCCGUCGGAAAUACGAUCGUCUGUCAGCCGCAGUGUUAGUUCCAAGAACCCACGUGCGAGCACCAUCUAUGAGGCCACUGAGUACUUCCCACCUGGUGCAAAUGGCAGCGUGUACAUGGAUGACAAUGGUCGCCGAGCCUCGGAGGGAAGCGUUUACUCGACGGGUGAGCUGCCCCUGCGAGCCAUCGAAUACUCGCCGCCAUCCCGCGCUGGAACGUACCCAGAAAACGCCAGCACCUUGAUCAGCAGCUUUGCCGACAAAUCACGAGCCAUGAGCAUGGACAAGGGCAGUGUGUACUCGUCAUCGACGGUCAAACAGUCCAAGGCCGACUACAAGGACAACCAAUCCGCUCAUGGCUCGCAGUACUCCUCCCGCUCCGCAGCCAAGUCUCAGGCCGGCAGCACCGCUUCCUCCACCCGCACGGCACGCAACAUCCCUCUCCCUGAAGGGUCCGUGGUCUCGGCGUCUUCCUACCGCUCCGCUUCCAAGUCGGGCGUUUCUGCCCGCAACGUUCCUCUGCCAGAGAGCGUCAUUGAUGAUUUCGAAAUUAACACGCAAGUUACACCCGACGACUCGAUCAGCCAGAUUGAUGAUAGACGAUCAUCCUACUCGGCGGCACGAUCCCACCACUCCAAAGCUGCCUCACAGACUUCCAAGCGUUCUAGCAAGUUCGACGAGCCCGUUAGACCUAGUGACAGCGUCAGCCAAGUCUCCAGCAACGUCUCUAAGUCAUCUCAACGGACUAUGAAAGCGGGUGGUGGCACUGUGGUUGGUGGCAGUGUGGCAGGUGCCUCCAAGGCCCCCUCGAAAGUCAGCAGCAGCCGAAGAGGAAGCCAAGUUGCGUGA